Molecule: messenger RNA, 5052 nt
Organism: Labrus bergylta (ballan wrasse)
Lineage: Eukaryota; Metazoa; Chordata; Actinopteri; Labriformes; Labridae
Product: F-box/LRR-repeat protein 3
Biological process (GO): positive regulation of protein ubiquitination
Molecular function (GO): protein binding
Source: RefSeq, a predicted model, not a curated record
CGCUCGACGCAGCAACACGAACGCCAUCUUUAGCUGACAGGCAAAACUACUGACGCUGAGUUGGGAACCGAAACUAGGUCAGGCGUUUUGGAAUACAAAACAAAUCUCGUCAAAAAAAAAAAAAACUUGCUUUAUAAGACUGCAAGUCGGUGUUUGCUGACUUUAAGCGACACACCGUGCUGUCCUAUGGUCCAAUGUGUUUGAUCGGUCGACCAGCUCGGACGCAGUUUUCUUGUGUGGGUCCUGGUUGACGUGGAUUGAUUGAUCGCCUUUUGUGGAUAAACAGCCGACAGAAGGCAAAAAAGGUGAAAGACAGGAUGAAACGUGCGCUGAAAGGCAAUAAGCAGCAGGAGGACGGAGGUGGCACCAGCGCAGGGUCUCAGGAGACUCUUAAACGGUCCCGCAAGCAGAGGAGGGAGAAAGAUUUUGAAGGAGAGGGAGCCCAGUGGGAGUGUCUGCCACAGGAGAUCCUGCUUCACAUCUUCCAGUACCUCCCUCUUCUGGAUAGAGCUUACGCUUCUCAGGUGUGUCGAAGCUGGAACCAAGCUUUUCACAUGCCAGAGCUGUGGCGAUGUUUUGAGUUUGAGUUGAACCAGCCAGCCAGCUCUUACCUGAAGGCCACGCACCCAGACCUCAUCAAACAGAUCAUCAAGAGGCACGCCAACCACCUGCAGUACGUCAGCUUCAAGGUGGACAGCAGCAGAGAUUCUGCAGAGGCGGCGUGCGACAUCCUCUCUCAGCUCGUCAAUUGUUCUUUAAAAACUUUGGGGCUCAUCUCAACAGCCAGGCCCAGCUUCAUGGAGCUGCCAAAAUCUCACUUCAUCUCAGCCCUGACGGUGGUUUUUGUCAACUCGAAAUCCCUGUCCUCCCUGAAGAUUGAUGACACCCCUGUGGACGACCCCUCCCUCAAAGUCCUGGUGGCCAAUAACAGUGACACCCUCAAGCUGCUGAAGAUGAGUAGCUGCCCUCACGUUUCACCUGCAGGCAUCCUUUGUGUGGCUGAUCAGUGUCAUGGACUAAGAGAACUAGCUCUUAACUACCAUUUGCUCAGUGACGAGCUUCUCAUCGCCCUCUCCUCCGAGAAGCACGUCCACCUGGAGCACCUUCGCAUCGACGUGAUUAGCGAGAAUCCAGGCCAACAGUUCCACAGCAUCAAGAAGAGCAGCUGGGACGCCAUGGUGCGACACUCUCCUAAAUUCAGCCUGGUCAUGUACUUCUUUCUGUACGAGGACGAGUUUGGCCCUUUCUUCCUUGAUGAAAUCCCUGUCACACAUCUGUACUUUGGACGCUCCGUCAGCAAAGACGUGUUGGGCCGCGUCGGGCUCACCUGCCCGCGUCUGGUGGAGCUCGUGGUGUGCGCCAACGGGCUGCGGCCGCUGGAUGAGGAGCUGAUUCGCAUCGCCCAACGCUGCACGCAGCUGUCUUCCAUCGGAUUGGGAGAGUGCGAGGUGUCCUGCAGCGCCUUCGUGGAGUUUGUGAAGAUGUGCGGCGAUAGACUGACACAGCUAUCCAUCAUGGAGGAGGUGCUGGUUCCAGAUCACCGCUAUGGGCUGGAUGACAUCCACUGGGAGGUAUCAAAGCAUUUAGGUCGCGUCUGGUUCCCAGACAUGAUGCCUACCUGGUAAAGCUCAGGGAGAAGUUUGAAGUUGUGUCCAAAAGUUUGAGUGUGUGUAUGUGUGCCACUUUGAGAACUAAAUGUAUUGCAGACGCGCCUCAUCUUUUUUUUAGUUCUUUCCCAGCCACAGUCUUUACGCUAAUCUCCCUUUCUGAAUGCACAAAAAAAUUACUUUUUUUAUUUGAAGAAAUGAAACAUGUAGCAAUGAUUGCAACUACUUCACACCGUUUCAUGUAUAUAAUUUUAUAUUUAUAUGAUAUUUAUAUCUAAAUGUAUUUCUCUCUUGUCACAAUUAGCACCUUUUACUCUUGUCUUUGUUUAGGUGCAACAUCUUUUAGAUUGGUUAGUGUUCGUGCAGAAUUCAGAGUAGACAUUUUUCCAGAGGAAAAAAACAGGCAUGUCAGGGAAUCCUUAAAAAAUGAAUUGACAUUUAUGUACACAUAAGUAAACACAAGAGAAUACAUAAACAUUUUGCCAUAUCAUGAGGAGACAUUUGUACAAGUCCUCUAAAUCAGCCUUUCCUAAACUUAGAGUCAGGCCCGUUUUUACUGGGUUGCCCCAAAGUAAAAUGCCUGAAAGUUGACAAACUAAUUAUCCUUAUUAAAAUAGAAUUGGUGUUCAUUUUUGCUACACAUGCUGUGUGUGGGGGGGGGGGCUGUCUCUCCUCCUUCUUUCCUACUCACACUGCUGGUCAGUGACGAUCUCACGGGCCCUCUGGCUUAACUGCGCGCUAUGCAGAGAGUGAGUGAAUGGUACAGUGUCUAUGAUGUCAAAGUAAAAAUAUAAGGAAAGAGUUUAUAAACCAAAGCCUUUUAAAGUGCAGAGGGAGAGGCCUCAGUGUGUUUCAUGAGGUGAGGUGCUCAGUACGGUCAUUAAAGCUGAAGCUCAAAACGAAGCAUCUGCAGCAGCGAGGAAAGUCAAAAUGAUUGUUCCUGUGAAAAGAAGAGGUUCAAGAAACAGUAUUUUGAUAUAGGAAAGUAAGUAGCCCAAGUAACGUUAAGUCAUUUUAAUGGACGCACAAAUGCAUAUUUGAACUCAGUUUGCCAUUCAUAUCCGCAUGAUUUCAUGUGAAUGCGGCUGAUUGAUUGAAAGCAUGUUAGUACCUUAACAAUUAGAGAGAAGAUAGCAAAAGAGAGGGGAGAGGGAGAGAGAGAUGGGAAAGAGGGCGUUAGAAAGAUGUUGUGUGUGUGAGUGUGACUAUGUGGUAAAGACCAGUGAGAGUGGUAACUUUUUAAAGAUAACAUCCUCUCUCUCAUCAACCAGACAUUUAAAUGGAACAGACUAGAGCAUUAGUUCAUAUUUAAAGAUGGUAUGCCAGUACAUGAUGUAUUUCUGUAAGUUUGGAUCUUUUCACAUUUCUCCAUUGGGUUUAAGCUGAAAAAGCUUGGGAGCCCCUGCUCUGAAUAAACAUCAGCAAUGUUAAACCUUAAGAGUUUGAAGACGGUAUAAAAGUAUAACUUUACUUAACAAGUCGAGUGCUGACUCAGUCGGACUAUAUCAGAAACAUUUACAAAUAGACUGGAUAGUUCAUCAGAAAACUUCAUUGAGGGUUUCAUGUCUAAGUUAUGAGUUUUUGUCUCCUGUCAUAGUUUUGAUGUUGGCUGGAUAUUUGUCUCGGUUUGAUAUCUUUAGAGUAUGUGUCCUAGUCACAGCAUCUUAUUCUGAAAAAACAGCAACAACAGCACUGCCUCUUCCUCUGUCCUGUCACUUUAACAGGAUUAAAGCUAAAGGCUUUAAUAGUGAAGGUGCUGCUCUUAUAAUCAUCUUAGUCUGGUGUACUGUACAUAUGAAUGAAUGUAUAUUUACAUAAAGGGUGUUGUUUUAACAUGCUUUUGUGUUUCAUGUACAGCAGCUAUAUUUCUGCAUUGUCUGACCCAUGUUUGGAAUGUAAUUCUUAAUAUCUAUAUUUCAAUCACUUUCUAUCUGUAGAGCAUCAAAUAACAAGAGUUAUCUGGUGACACUUCACACACAGAGCAGGUCUAGACCAUACUCUUUCUAUAUUCUUAUUGACUGACGCCCUUAUUUUCAUGAAGGACCCACGUUUAACAAAAUGAACUGCAAAGUCACAUGAGGAUGAAACACACUUUAUAGCAUAGUAUUUGUAGAUGUUGAUCGUUUUCAGUUUAUCUGUCAGUUUAAUAAGUCACCUUGAAUAUGACGGUGGACUUUUUCAUUUGUGACUUUAGACAAACUCAAGCUGCUUGUAAGCACAAACGUUCGACACGCUAAGCCAAUAGUUUACCAGAGAAAUAUUUAUUGUUGUUUAGCUUUUAUAAUGUACUUUGUGUAAAUGUACCUUAGCUGCAAAAUAAAUCAAUAAAUAUGAGGAGGAGGCCCCAUGAUGAGAAAAUUCAUUUAAAGUUCAAGUGUGGACAAAAAUGAGUGAUGUUUACUGAUGCUUUUAAAAACAUAAAAGAGAGGCUCAUAGUUUCACUUACAGCGGCAUCUUCUUUAUCUUUAAAGAGCAGUUUUUGUGUGACUUUAACUGAAGUUUCCAUGGCAACAUGAUUAAAGCCAGACACAUUUAAAUGUUACUACACGUCUGCAUAUUUUAAGUAUUACUCUCUAAGCCUAUCAUACAGAAACAAUUAACAUGGCCUUAAAUAAGGAUCUUUAUUUUUAACUGUAGUUCAUGGUGGGCUUUCAUUGUUUAUCCUCGGUCAUAUUUAUCUAUUGUAUUAAAAAAAAAAAAAAAGUAGGUGCACAUCAUCCAGAAACUGUGGUGUUAAUGUAAUUGACUAAAAUAAAAAAUGUAAAUACAUGCUGUUAAUGAGAUUAUUGUGGAGCAGUAGACAGGAGAGUGUGGGGCAGCUGAAUGUUGAUGUAAAUGUGUCGGUAUCAAAGUUGAUGUCUGACUGUCGUUUUAAAAGAAACGUAGUGGAAUAAUGUCCUACGGUGGACUUCUCAAGGAUGUGUUGGCCUGUGCUGAAGAUAACGUCCUUGGACUUGUGCAAUGAAAGAGACUGGAAAUCAUUAUUUGGUUAAAAAUGUAUGAUGGUUUUACAGGCUUCGUAUACACAUCCCUUUCUUUCUUUUUACAAAUGUUGAUUUAAAAAAAAAAAAAAAAGAAGGCUUUGAUUCACAACAAUAUUGCUUCUGUUGUCUCCCUCUAAUUUGUACCCAUCAUCAUGUCUUAAUCGUAUGUGUUGGACUUUAUCCUUUAAUUGUCAGAGCUUCUUUUUUUUGUAUUUAUAAAACCAAGCCCCCCUGCUGAUUUAUAUUUAUUGCAUUUGUAUUCAGUGCGUAUAGAUGGGUGUUGUACCAUUCAAAGAAAGGCUUAGUAAGGCCUGCUGUUUUUAUAUAAAGAGUACAGUGGCAUGGUGUUUUGAUUUCAGCUCAACAAGGCCGCUCUGUACCGAUCAGAUUUAUUGGACGGUAACCUGCUUGUACUUUUUCCAAAGAUGUGUAAUAUUUGAGUAAAGUUCAUAGCCACAUUA